UUUUUCACGCGGUCCCUUGAUAAGUUUAAAAUUUGAAUCACUCUCAAGCGAAAGUGAUUCAAAUGGUGCGGCGCACCUUCCUUGGGGUGCGCUGCGGUAGUAUGUUACGGACUUUAGAGUCAGCAAAACAAUUAAAAUAGAUUGUAAUAGUCUAAGAAAAACACGUACUCAAAAUACGAUAACAUUUAGCAUGCUAGAAAUGGGCUGAUGGCUUUGAACUACGCCAUAUCUUUAUGUUUUGCGACAAACGACAACUUUAUAAAAUCAGUGUAGCAACUUUUAAAAAUCAUCAUAUCGUUUACUUGGCAAAUUCGAAGGACGAACUUGUCUUAGAUUUCACCCAUCUAAAUCAUAUCAUAUUUGCACAUAACAAUAUAUCUACUUACUUCCCAUUAAAGUAUAAAUUCUACAAAUAAAUAAUACUCAACAAUAUUUAAAAUAAAAUGAGCCAAGAACGUUUAUCGAUAAAACCUGAUAACAUUGAAAUAUUUUGUACAGCACUAAAGCCGCCAUGUUUUGUGGCCAGAUGACGUCACAGUGGCACGAAAUUUUGGUUGACGUUUCAUUUCCAUAGGUUUCCUACUUCAUUGGAUCCAACCAACGCAUUUCAAUUUUUCUGUUUCAAAAUACGUUCGUUUUUCAUUCAGCCAAACAAUCUGUCUUAAUUUUCAAUCAAAUCGCUUUUCACAUUUAAAAUUUAGGAUACAACGAAGCAGUAAAUAUGUGUUAACAACAUACAUUCGCACGAUGUCGAAGGCGGUUGUCAUACCUGGCAGCAAAGAUAUCGGAGGAAUGAGAGAGGAGCUGUCGAUAUCUCCCAGCGAAAAGAAAGAUGGUGCCAUAGGGCUCUUGCGCCGCUUUUUACGUUUCGAAUCCCUAAAGCGAUCGAGUCCAGUGAGUCCCACCAGCCUUGAACCUUCCGUCACGUACUAUGGCGUCUAUAUACCGUGCGAGAUCAAAAAGGGACCAGAUGAAGAAGCCCUGCAUGUAUACGAGAACAAGGCUGACGCUCUAGAACUAGUGAAGAGAUAUAAACUAGCAAGAUUCAAAGCAUUCCGGAAUCGACAAGAUGCUAUUUCAUUUGCACUACGGGGUGCUGAGCCUGUUGACACCACAGACGGGAAUGACAAUUCUCUUAUGGGAGAGAAGCCGUAUCCAUUCAAAGCGCCGUCCCCCCAGGACAUGGUGUCGCUACGGAAGGCCAUCGAAGCCGGACUGACCUGUACCGUGAGGGACAGGGUGUGGGACAACCCAAGGUUCUUAGUCAGCAGUGGGAACACACCAGCCAUAAUGCAGGAAGGAUCUCGUUACAACGCAUUGCACGUAGCGGCCAAGUCUAUGAAUGCUGAGAUCUGCAAUCUCAUACUGACGACCGUCGGGGACCCCGCCUUCGUGCAGAAGCUGUACGGAGGCGACGCGGACCCGGAAUCCUGCAAGGAAUUCGCGGGCAUCCUGGUGGAUCGUUACCUGAACACCCCGGACAAGGCAAUGAACGAGACUCCUCUUCACUUCGCCGCCAAGUUCGGUGCCGAGGAGGUGGUGGACGUGCUCACUUCCUUCCCGCAGUGCGACCUGUCCGCCGUCAACAAGUACGGAGAGCAAGCCAAAGAUAUAAUAUGCAAGCGAGCAUCGGGCAGGGUGGAGGAGCGCGCGGGGCGCAUGGCGACGUUGCUGCAGCAGCGCUACUACGUGCCCGUGCUGCACUGCGAGGACGGCAGCGCCGCGCCCGAGGUCGGCCGCCCCUUCACGCCCGCCGCGCCGCCGGACAUAAACCCGGACCCUCUGAGUCCGCGGUACGAGAUCCGCGCGUACGCCGGCCCCAUGCGGGCGGAGCGCGCCGCCAGCCUGCGCGUGCGCUGGAAGACUCCGCCGCGCGCCGCCUUCCGCCUGCACGACCUCGCCAAGGGACUCGAGACCGUGGGCAGAAACCUAGCUAACGAAAUGAAUGUGGAUUGGAAGGAAUACUGGCCAUUUUUGGAAACCUUUACCGAUCUGAGGACUACAGAGGGACUGACACUCUUAGAGAACUAUUUGAAGGCCAAGUACGAGAGCGCGUGGUCGCUCGCGUACAGUGACAGUUGCGUAGAGUCGCGGCUGGAGGACUCCUCAGUGUCCAGGAUCGCGCUCAGCCUGUCCCACAACAGUCCCGUGGUCGAAACCAACCUCAGCCCCAUGUCGGAACUGUGCGACGCGAUGAGAACCUGCAAGAUAUCAAACGACCGACCCUCUCAUUGGAACAGAACCGAUCCGGUCAAGCAAAGGUUGUGUCGCCAGCCCCACAAGCUCGCCGCCAACGGGGACUCAUCGCCCAUCGCCAACCACACCGUCAGCCGGCUCCUCUGCAUCGAGAGGACGUGCCAAGUGUUCGCCAAGAGGAUAGCGGACGCGCUGGCGCUCUCCCUCUCCCUCCGCUCUGAGGCGAAGCACCUGCAGCACACGAUCUCCACGUACAUGGACGACGAGCGUUUUCAGAAGAUCGACUUCGCUCUGAUCCACUCGCGCCUGGCCCAGCUCGUCGUCUCCAAGCUGAAGCAGCGGACGGAUGACGUCAGCACGUUACUAGAAUAUCUAGUGAAGCUGCGGUGUCCCAACGAGGACAUCUUCAGCUCGGACGAGGAGAGGCGGCCCGGCCACCGCGCUCGCCACAAGCUGUCCCAGGUCAUCGACGAGCACGUGCGCUGUCUGUCCAGCUUCGUGUGCGAGGAGCUGAACGAAGCCAAGGGCUGCAAGGGCCCCGCGGUGUCGGAGAGCGAGUGUUUGGUGCUGUGGGAGCACGCCUGCAAGUGCCUCUGCGACUGGAAGGUGGAGCUGGACCGAAGCAGCAAGAGGAACUCGUCCUUCCGGAAGAAUCGCUCGACUCUGUCCACCAGUCCGAAGAGUGAUAGCUUCAUAAGAAGAUUGAAUUUUGACCAUGACAUCGGUGACGGUAAACUCCAGAACGUUGAAUUUGAGAAGCCGGUGCUGCUGAACUCUCCAGCCGGCGACGGCGGCCCCACCCUCGUCACCGUCCAGAUGGACAAGUGUCAAGUUGUCGAGGCUGAGUUAUCAGAAGAUGAAUCGAUAGCGUCGUGCAACUCUGAAGGGGAGGAGGCGUACGUCACCGCCUCCGAGCACUCCGAGGCAGAGGAGGAAAUGUUCGAAGCACUAGACAGGGCUGCGGCCGAACCAUUCAUAUACGGCGAGGAGCCCAGCAAGGCGGACCGGCUGGUGUACGACGCGCUGGCGGACUGCCGCGUGUCUCCCGACGAGUACCCCUGCGUGUACCGCUGGCGCCAUGCCGUCGGACUCUACGCGCCGCGCGACAGAAACAGUUGGCGAGAGCACGAGCAGCGCGCCGAGAGCCGCACGUUCGCCGCCCCCGCGCACUGCUCCACGCCGCGGGGCGGGCCGGGGGGCGGGGCGUGGGGCACGCAGGGAGGCGGGGCGUGGGGCACGCAUGGAGGCGGGGCGUGGGGCACGCAUGGAGGCGGGGCAUGGAGUACGCAGGGGGGCGGGGCGGGGGGCACGCCGGGGGCCUCCAGCCCCGACCGCACCAUCUCGCUGCAGGUGUCGCGGUGGCUGCGCGUGACGGGCCCGAACUCGCCGCGCUCGGCCCCCGCGGUGCGGUCCGCGGGCCACAACGUCAGCUUCGGCUUCUGAGUCGACGAGGGACAGACGCCGGACUUCAUUCAGGUCGGAUUGACUUAGAAAACCUUUUUCCAGUGAAUAGCGCGACGCUUUUAAUAAAUAUUCUAUCAAUACGCGUUUUAAAUUUACAUUAUUAUUAUUGAUAUCGAAACCGAUACCGAUAAAUAAUACAAAACGCGUAUUAGAAAAACAAUUGAAGUUAAACAGAAGUCGCAUCGCUGAGAGGUUUUCUAAAACUGAAGCAAUUUAUCUUGUUGUGUAGCUGUGAUAUUGUAUUCAUAAAGAUACAUUAUAAUAGUUUGGAAAUUGAGUUUUUUUUUCUUCAGUUUUUUUUUUUGUAUCAGAAUCGCAACCGAAAUACACAAUACAAAUCGAGGGGUGAAUGGCUCUAUUUGGUUUGAACGACAUUUAUCUUUGUAAUUAAAGGUGCUUUUUAUUUGCUACUAGCGACCCGCCCUCGCUUCGCUUCGGAAACAUUAAAUUUUAUUAUUGAUAGUUUCGCCCCGCGAUGUUACCCGCGGUUAUUGUCGUACCGCGGGCGACGCCGCGGGCCGAAGCUAUUUUAAAAGAAACAUCAGCUACCUAUCUAGUGAAAGUCUCGUCAAAAUCGGUCCAGCCGUUCAGAGAUUAGCCGGAACAAACAAACGUACAGGCAAAAAUUGUAAAAAAUGUUAUUUUGGUGUAUGUACCGUAUAUAUAUGUUUAUUUGCAAAUAGUAAAAAGCGGUUAUUUCAAUAUUACAAACAGACACUCCAAUUUUAUUCAUAUUUAUAGAUUAGUAUCAAUAAUUCGAUGUUUUUAAUUGAACUUCAAUUAAGUUUACUGACUACAUUCAAAUAGCUAAAGAAAUAUUUUUGUUAUAUUUUUCUAAAAUUUAAAAUUUAAAUGGCUCACAUGAGUAAAGUCGCAAAAAAUGUCGCUUAAACCAUAAUAGCAUUUAACCCCUCGAUAUGUUAAGUUCGUAAUCUAAAUAUAUAUCUAAAAACUAACAUGUGUAUGUUACUUACUUUUUCUUAUUCAUAUGUGACUAAACAAUUAAAAAAAAAUGGUUUUAUUGUUAUUAAUAUUCUUAAAUAUGCAUAAUUUUGACGAGUGGCCAGUAUGCAUAAUAGAAGUUUAAAUUUCCUUGACAUGUGAAUAAAUUUGACAUUACAUUUGAAAAAAAAAAAUUGCAAGUCGCAGAAUGUUACAUACAACGUUUCAAUCUGGCAGUGUACCUUAUUUAAAGGAUAAAUCUCAGUUUAUUUUUUUUGUAUAGUAUAAAUAUUAGUUUUAUCUGUAGUUGUAAUAACGAUGAAUUGCUAAUUUAGAAAUUUUCCUCUCGAUAAAAGACAUCCUAUGUCGUUUUCUGUACUUUUGACGAUGUGUAUCUUCUAAAAUUUUAUUUUAAUUAGUUGAAUAUUGUGUUGUGAGUGCAACAAUCUCACAUAAUUCAUAAUAAUAGUAUUGAUAAAUAUUGUUUUCCGGUUAACUUGGGAUGAUAGUUUAUUUGGACCUAUUUAGAGGCGGUUUGUUUGUAUCCUGUACAGUUUGGUCGCGAACUUCGACAGUUAUAUAUAUAUACAUAUAUAUACAGUUAUUUUGGUCCGAAGAGGGUUUUUAAAUUGUAAAUUUAGGAUGAUAAGUUUUAAAUUUAUGUUAGACAUUCAAUGUUUGCGGGACAUGAUAUUGAAUUGAAUUGAUUAGUUAAAUUGUUUGACUUGUGUAUAAUAAUAAAUAAUUAUAGUUGAUUUUUCGCUUUGCACUGAAGUGACGGAUACUUUUUUUUUAAACAAUUAGUAUAACGGCUUAAGGUACAUAAAGACAGUGAUUAUUCAACAACAUUCAUAUUCUAAAACAAUUUCAAUACUUGCUUAAAUAUAAUCGAAAUACUCGAAAAUUGAGAAAAUUAUUAAUUUUCUUUUUUUUUUGUAAUUUUCCAUAUUCGUUAUGCAUUGGGAGUCUCCGUUUAUAAAGAAAGGCCUUACACAAAUAAUUUAAGAGGAUUGAAUAAAAAAUUUAAAAUAGUUAAAAUUAUUGUUCGUUACAUUUUACAGUCGUGAUGUUAAGGAAAAUUUUAUUUUUUGACUAUAUUAUUCAAGAACCGUUCGUUUCUAUUUAAAACUAUAUUUUUCUAAUUUCAACAUACGGUUUAGUGGCGGGUUCGUGAUCUUGUGACUUCAGUUGUAUCGAGUUUUAUUUCGAUUUUCGGUAAAAUGUAUAGAGAGAACACUGGAUUUAUAUUUAUAUGACAAUAACAUAAUAAUGAGGUAAUAUAGCAUUUAUAGAGUCGUGUUAGAUGUAUAAUAUUAUUAUUGUAUUACGGACUUGUAUAAAGUGUGAACGUUGUACCGAUUAAAGAAAUGUUUGUACUUUCAUAUUAUAAUAAAUAUAGAUAGAUAGAAAGUAAAUUGAAUAUCUAUGAUGUUGUUGUUUUUUUAUACAUAAAAUGCGAUUUGAUUUAUACAGAUAGAUAUAAAGAAAUUAUGACACACAUUC
Bombyx mori (domestic silkworm) is the source of this 6105-nucleotide messenger RNA. It is a transcript of the gene Ankle2, whose product is annotated as ankyrin repeat and LEM domain-containing protein 2 homolog. The record is from RefSeq and is a predicted model, not a curated record. Gene Ontology annotation, molecular function: protein phosphatase 2A binding. Gene Ontology annotation, cellular component: endoplasmic reticulum. The transcript is spliced from 14 exons. Gene Ontology annotation, biological process: negative regulation of phosphorylation. Bases 748 to 3639 code for a protein of 963 amino acids. Lineage: Eukaryota; Metazoa; Arthropoda; Insecta; Lepidoptera; Bombycidae.